CAAGAACCCCGCGCUUAUUACAAGAUCGGCGAAAAUGAGGCGCAGUCAAAGGACCAGCCUUUCGCGACCUUCCGUGACAUCCUGCCUUGCUUACCAUUCCCAUGUCUGCAACCAACAACGAUGCUGAACGAAGCGCCUUCAUAACAGUCGGCACCACACGGUUUGAUGCUCUAGUUGAAACGGUAUCUACACUAGAGUUCCUGAAUGCGGUACACCGGAAUGGUUUUACGCGCCUCACAAUCCAACACGGGAGAAGCCCAAUCCCAUUGAUACCACCUGGCUCACCCAUUCGAGUAAUAACAUACGACUUCAAACCAGAUCUAAAUGCGGAUUAUCAAUCUGCUGCCUUGGUCAUUUCACAUGCCGGAGCAGGUUCGAUCCUCGAAGGACUAGCACUGGGAAAGCCGUUGCUGGUGGUCGUUAACAGAGGUCUCAUGGACAACCACCAACUAGAAUUGGCAACUGCUAUGGCAAGGCAGGGGGUCUUGAUAUGGACGGACGUAGAGAAUUUAACGACCUCCAUUGACAAGGGCGGGUGGGAGAACUUGCACCGCCUUGAGGAGAGCGAUCCAACCAUCUUUAUUGACAUCUUGAAAGAAGAGGCUGGAUUUCCCUUGAAAAGAUGACACUUGGUAUUCGUAUUGUAUAUACUUCUAAUUAGUGUUCAACGUAUUAUUUAGUUUGGCAACAGCCGGUGAAUGUUUUCCGUA
Molecule: messenger RNA, 710 nt
Organism: Spizellomyces punctatus DAOM BR117
Lineage: Eukaryota; Fungi; Chytridiomycota; Chytridiomycetes; Spizellomycetales; Spizellomycetaceae
Product: N-acetylglucosaminyldiphosphodolichol N-acetylglucosaminyltransferase catalytic subunit ALG13
Exons: 1
Coding region: 102-626 (174 amino acids)
Biological process (GO): dolichol-linked oligosaccharide biosynthetic process
Cellular component (GO): extrinsic component of endoplasmic reticulum membrane; UDP-N-acetylglucosamine transferase complex
Molecular function (GO): hexosyltransferase activity
Source: RefSeq, a predicted model, not a curated record